This is a messenger RNA of Oncorhynchus nerka (sockeye salmon), 4110 nucleotides long. Its product is annotated as NACHT, LRR and PYD domains-containing protein 3-like. Gene Ontology annotation, biological process: intracellular signal transduction. NCBI's taxonomy places the organism in Eukaryota, Metazoa, Chordata, Actinopteri, Salmoniformes, Salmonidae. The record is from RefSeq and is a predicted model, not a curated record. The transcript has 9 exons. Gene Ontology annotation, molecular function: protein binding. Bases 873 to 4070 code for a protein of 1065 amino acids.
GUAUGAGUGUAGCCAGAUCCUUUUCACUCUCUAUACUUGUUUCAAUUUGUGUUUCACCGGAUUCAUCAUCGAGACGAGGGACAGACGAACGACCUGCUAACUAACCAGCAGCAUCCUAGUUAUCCUAGCUAGUCGGUACAGCUCGGUAAGCUAGCUAGCUACUCAACCAGCAGCAUCCUAGUUACCAUAGCUACCACUACAUCAUCACCGGCUGUCUGCAUUUCUUGUGGACCGAUGGAGCUCCCCGGUUGUUUCUUCCACCUGUUAAAUCCCGGUGAGGCUUCUCCCUCUCUCGUUGACGGAUGCUGGCUACCUCUGUCCGGUUCUCCUCUCUUCACUAGAUGGACGGUAACUUUAGUGUUUAACCCCUCUGUGUCCAAGGACCAAACUUUUGAAUAUUAUUUUCAGGGCGCCUCAAUAGCAGGUAUUGAACCCCGGGUAAAUAAUCACUAGUCAGAACCUCAACCUCAGUAUACAUUCAUUAUAAAAAUCAUCUUAAUAUCUGAUAUUGUGAGUAAAUAACCUCGAGAGUGCGUCUUCCAGCCCUCCAAUAAAUCACAUCAUUCAAACCCUCCCGGUUAGUAAAUGUACCUCAACAUGCCCCCGGAGAAGGCAGAGUAACGACACCAGCCUUUUAGCGGGGCUGACAGACUGACUACAACGCUCGCGUCGCUAAAUGAAUUUCGUCAUUUUAAAUGACACACUGCUCGCGCGCGUUAACUAAUGUCUAGAAGUCAGUUAUAUUUGUGAAACUCUUCUUAUGUUUCCCCAUCUGAGCUCAGAGUAGAUGAGAGAUGUAAUGUUUGUCUCUGUUGUGUUGAAGUCCAAUCAAGCAGGAGAGACCAGCCUCCCCUGUUCCCAGCUGUGUGUCCAUGAAGAGUGACUGGUCUAUGGAACCUCCUAUAGAGUUUAGAGAGGGAGACUUUUCUACUGAACAAAGACCAAUCAAGCAGGAGAGACCAGCCUCCCCUGUUCCCAGCUGUGUGUCCAUGAAGAGUGACUGGUCUAUGGAUCGUCCUAUACACUUUAGAGAGGGAGACUUUUCUACUGAACAAAGAAACCAACAGGAGAGAUCAGAGUCAGAGAUUCUCAGUGGUCAGUCUUCCCAGAGUCAUCAAACAGACCUGGCCUCCAUAUUCAGUAUGCUUGAAGAUAAAAUUAUGACAUUUGUGAAGAACGAGCUGAAGAUGUUCAAGAGGAUUCUUAGUCCAGAAUUCCCAGAAGGCUUUGAGAGUCAGAAACAGGAUAAGGAAGUGGUGGAUGCUGAAGAUGAGCAGCAGGAGAGCAGUGCCAGAGAGGGGGCUCUGAAGAUCACACUGCACAUCCUGAGGAAAAUGAACCAGAAGGAGCUUGCUGACACACUGGAGAAAUAUUCAGAUGAUCCUGCUGUGAUUUGCCAACGUGAACUCAAAUCUAAUCUAAAGAAGAAGUUUCAAUGUGUAUUUGAGGGGAUCGCUAAACAAGGAAACCCAACACUUCUCAAUAAGAUCUACACAGAGCUCUACAUCACAGAGGGUGGAACAGGAGAGGUCAAUAAUGAACAUGAGCUGAGACAGAUUGAGACAACAACCAGGAAACAAGCAAGACCAGAGACUGCAAUCAAAUGUAACGACAUCUUCAAACCCUUAACUGGACAAGACAAACCUAUCAGAACUGUGCUGACAAAGGGAGUCGCUGGCAUUGGAAAAACAGUCUCUGUGCAGAAGUUCAUUCUGGACUGGGCUGAAGGAAAAGCAAAUCAGGAUGUCCAAUUUGUAUUUUCAAUCCCUUUUCGGGAGCUGAAUUUGAUGAAAGAGGACAAACACACUUUCAUUGAACUUCUUAAUCACUUCUCAAUGGAAACCAAACAAUCAGGAAUCUCCAACUACAACAAGUACAAAGUUCUGUUCAUCUUUGAUGGUCUGGAUGAGUGCCGACUGCCCCUAGACUUCCAGAAGAACAAGAUCUGUUGGGACGUCACAGAGUCAACCUCAGUGGAUGUUCUGCUGACAAAUCUCAUCAAGGGAAAUCUGCUCCCCUCUGCUCUCCUCUGGAUAACUACCCGACCUGCAGCAGCCAAUAAGAUCCCUUCAGGGUGUGUUGACCAGGUGACAGAGGUACGAGGGUUCAAUGACCCACAGAAGGAGGAGUACUUCAGGAAGAGAUUCAGUGAUGAGGACCUGGCCAGCAGAAUCAUCUCACACAUAAAGACAUCAAGGAGCCUCCACAUCAUGUGCCACAUUCCAGUCUUCUGUUGGAUUUCUGCAACAGUCCUUGAACACAUGCUGAAACAUAAGAGAGAAGAGAUGCCCAAGACUCUGACUGAGAUGUACACACACCUUGUGGUGUUUCAUACCAAACAGAAGAAUGAAAAGUAUCUUGGGAAAGAAGACACAGGUCCACACUGGAAUAAAGAGAGCAUUCUGUCACUGGGAAAACUGGCUUUUCAACAGCUUGUGAAUGGCAAUCUGAUUUUCUAUGAAGAAGACCUGAAAGAGGCUGGCAUUGAUGUCAAUGAAGCCUCAGUGUACUCGGGAUUGUGCACACAGCUCUUUAAAGAGGAAUGUGUGCUGUACCAGGACAAGGUGUACUGCUUUGUUCAUCUGAGCAUUCAGGAGUUUCUGGCUGCUGUAUAUGUGUUCCUCUCAUUCAUCAACAACAAUGAGAAUCUAAUGGACAAACUGCAAACAAACGACGAGCCUGAAGUUACUUUCUACAAGAGUGCUGUGGAUAAAGCCUUACAAAGUGAGACAGGAAACCUGGACCUUUUCCUCCGCUUCCUACUGGGCCUCUCACUGGAGUCCAAUCAGAAGCACUUACGAGGUUUACUGACAAAGACAAGAAGCAGCUCACAGAGCCAUGAAGACACAGUCGAGUACAUCAAGGAGAAGAUCAGGGAGGAUCCCUCUCCAGAGAGGAGCAUCAAUCUGUUCCACUGUCUGAAUGAACUGAAUGACCAUUCUCUAGUGGAGGAGAUUCAAAGCUACCUGAGCUCAGGAAGUCUCUCAAAACACAACCUGUCACCUGCACAGUGGUCAGCUCUGGUCUUUGUGUUGCUGACUUCAGAAAAGGAGCUGGAUGUGUUUGACCUGAAGAAAUACUCCAGAUCAGAGGAAGGUCUUCUGAGGCUGCUGCCAGUGGUCAAAGCCUCCAGAGCUGCUCUGCUGUCAGGCUGUGGAGUCACAGAGGAAGGCUGUGCUUCUCUGGUCUCAGCUCUGAGGUCAAACCCCUCACACCUGAGAGAGCUGGACCUGAGUAACAAUGACCUGAAGGAUUCAGGAGUGAAGCUGCUCUCUGCUGGACUGGGGAAUCCCCACUGUAAACUGGAGACUCUGAGGCUGUCAGGCUGUCUAGUCACAGAGGAAGGCUGUGCUUCUCUGCUCUCAGCUCUGAGGUCAAACCCCUCACACCUGAGAGAGCUGGACCUGAGCUACAAUCACCCAGGAGACUCAGGAGUCAGACUGCUCUCUGCUAGACUGGAGGAUCCACACUGCAGACUGGAGAAACUCAAUGUGGAACAUGGUGGAGAGAACAGAAUGAAACCUGGACUUAGAAAAUAUGUCUGUGAUCUCACACUGGACCUAAACACAGUAAACCGAUGCCUCUCUCUGGCUGAGGAGAACAGAAAGGUGACAUGGAGGAGAGAGGAGCAGCCGUAUCCUGAUCUCCCAGAGAGAUUUGAGUACUAUGAACAGGUGCUGUGUAGAGAGGGUCUGACUGGGCGCUGUUACUGGGAGGUAGAGUGGAGUGGGGGAGGGGCUGAUAUAGGAGUGACAUAUAAAGGAAUCAACAGGAGAGGAAGGGGUGAUGACUGCUGUUUUGGAUUCAAUGACAAGUCCUGGAGUCUGAUCUGCUCUGACAUCAGUUACACUGCCUGUCACAAUAGUAAUCCCACUACCAUAGACGUCCUCUCCUCCAGUUCCCACAGAGUAGGAGUGUAUCUGGACUGGCCAGCCGGCACUCUGUCCUUCUAUAGAGCCUCCUCUGACACACUGACCCACCUGAUCACAUUCACCUCCACAUUCACUGAGCCCCUCUAUCCAGGGUUUAGGGUUUAUCAUGAAGAGUCCUCAGUGUCCCUGAAAUUAUAACCGUGGUAACACAAAUAAUAACCUGGCACACACGCUGGAC